Didymosphaeria variabile is the source of this 1539-nucleotide messenger RNA. RefSeq lists its product as uncharacterized. The transcript has a single exon. The record is from RefSeq and is a predicted model, not a curated record. Lineage: Eukaryota; Fungi; Ascomycota; Dothideomycetes; Pleosporales; Didymosphaeriaceae. Gene Ontology annotation, biological process: transmembrane transport. Bases 1 to 1539 code for a protein of 512 amino acids. Gene Ontology annotation, cellular component: membrane. Gene Ontology annotation, molecular function: transmembrane transporter activity.
AUGGCCUCGCUGGAAAAGGCCUCCGUCGAAGAAGAGAUCGAGAAUGUUGCACGCGGCGUGCAGCAGGUCGACGAGAAGACAGCAAGCCAUCUGAAGGAGGAGCUACAAUCAUCGAAGCAAGGCGGAUACAUCCCAAACACCCCAGAAGAGAAGAAAGUCUCGCGCGCCCUGAACCGAAAAUUCGACCUGUGCAUCCUACCCUUCUGUGUCCUCAUCUACAUGUUCAAUGGCCUAGAUCGAAGCAACCUAGGAAACGCGCAAACCGAUGGCUUCACAACGGACUUGCACAUGAGUCCUAGCGCAAUCAAUACCGCGACGAGUCUCUUCUUCUGCACAUUCGUCCCGCUGCAGCCAUUGAGCGUCAUCCUGGGCAAGAAAGUCGGCCAGUCGACCUAUCUCGGCAUCAUCGGGCUAGGCUGGGGCAUCCUCACGCUCUCGCACGCGUGGGUUAAGACAGAAGCGCAGCUCAUCGCCGUCCGCCUCCUGAUCGGUAUCUUCGAAUCCGGCUUCUAUCCCACCUGCGUGUCCUACCUUUCCCUCUUCUACCCCCGCUUCGACCUCGCCUUCCGCAUCGCAAUCUUCUACGGCGCCUACGCGGUUGCUGGUGCAUUCGGCGGAUUAAUAGCAUACGGCUGCUUCCAAAUCGAUGGCCACCUCCACGGCUGGCAGUACCUCUUCAUCGUCGAGGGCGCCGCCACCAUCGCCGUCGCGCUCGCAACCCCCUUCUGGCUCGCCAAAAGCCCGGGCGAAUCGUGGUUUCUCUCCCCUUCAGAGCGGGCCUUCGCCGACAGACGCAUGGUCCUCGACUCCGCGGCAAAUCUCGACUCGCGGUUUAAGCUCUCGAAGAAGGACGUCAAAGAAGCGAUUGUCGACUGGAAACUCUGGGCCGUGUUACCUUUUAAUGUACUAGCUAGCAUUGCGCCACAGGGCUUCACCAUCUUCAUGCCCAUCGUGAUAAAAGGAUUAGGGUACUCCGGACCGACGGCCAAUCUGAUGACCGUGCCGCCGUAUGUGGUGGGCGCCGUGCUACUGCUGCUCUUCGCGCAUAGCUCGGAUCACUUCCGGGAGAGAACGCUGCACAUCCUCGUGGGGAUCACGCUUGUACUUAUAGGCUUGAUCAUGGCGUUCAGCUUACCUCUUACCAAUCCGUCCGCCCGCUAUGGCGGUAUCAUAGUCCUUCUUUCAGGCACGUUCAUCGCGGCGCCUAUCACCGUCGCGUGGCUGUCUGGGAACACGCCUGAGCCUGGGAAGCGUGCGAUUGUGCUGGGUAUCAAUGGGUGGGGCAAUCUGGGUGGGAUUAUUGGUUCUGAACUGUUCCUUGCGAAGUACGGACCUAAUUACAUCUGGCCGCUGAAAGUAACGACUGGCCUUAUCGCGGUGGCGUUCGUCGGCUACGCGUGCUAUUAUUUCGAGUUGAAGGCGUGGAAUAAGUAUAAAGCGAGGAAGAUCGCGGGUAUGAGCGCAGAGGAGAUCGAAGCGGAGAAUACGAACGAGGUGAGGUACGCGGAUAAGAAGUGGACGUUUGUGUAUGGGGUGUGA